UAUCCGCGCUAAACAGCUGUGAAUCAAAAACAAUGCAACAAAUAGAAAAAUGUAGUUUGAUAAGCGAACAAAUUUCCAAAUAUUUUGUGAAAUUUGAUACAUUUGCAGUUGAAAAAACUGGAAAAUAUCUAUUUUCCAAUUGGUGUUUAAAUUUCAAAGAAUUGUAUGGACUAUUCGCGAGCUAUUUGGAGUCAAAUGAUAGAGCCUGUCGAUAUGAUGUGCAUCUGGCCUGUUUCCACAAAUUGCUUCCUAUUUUCGAGGGAAUCCAUCAUUUGUAUUGCAGUGAGAAGUUAGAUUUAAACCACUUGCAAUUGGAAUGGCUAGGUAGCAACUGUAAAUAUUUGCUGAUUUCAUUACAAGUGGAGGAAACCGCCGCAACUCUAUCUGUAGAAAGAAUUCUUCUAAUGACCUCACUGUUGGAGAACGCGUUAGCAAAUUUGUAUUUUACCACAAGCAACAAAUGCACACCACCGCAUUUGUUGCGAGACCUGCUACGCACUGACGAGCUGUACAAUAUAUUCGGAUUGGAAAUAAUUUCCUUAUUGAAAAUUAUAAUGGGCACACCCGAUUCUAUAAAUUUAAGGAACAUUGUUUGGCAUGGCUUCCCAGAGCCUCAGGAAAUACCAGACUAUUACAACACAAUACUGGUGCUUUUAAUACACAGCCUGGGCUACGAGCUUAUGAAAACUAAAAUCUGUUUAACUCAACGUCCGAAAUCUAUAGACUUUCGGAAGCUUUGCGGAAAGGUAUCAAAUCAGCUUCUAUUGCCUUCAAAUUGGUUUAAUGAGAAUAGCUACGUUCAUCAAUUAAAAACUCAUGUAUGGCUCAAUGAACACUACAAAAUUUAUUGGUAUCGACUCUUGCAAUACUAUAAACAACAACAGUUUUGGAAAUUGGUGAUUUUGAUUUUACCACAAAUAGAAUUGCUAUUGCGCUUGAUAUAUGCACAAGUAAAUAAUUUUGAUGUUACUGCCAAGUUGAGCGAGUACUACAUUACAAUGGAUUCUAUAUUUGAAAGUGAUGUGCCCUGCAAGAGAACAAACAUUAAUAAUAACUUGCUAAAUGAGCGUGUAGUAAAUGAGGAGUUGCUGAAAUUUGUCUACGAUUUGUUUAUUGCGCCAAAUGGGCCACGCCUGCGCGAUAAAAUCAGCCACGGUGAAGUUGAUAUUACGGAAAUAGACAAUGUGGAAUUAUGCGAUAUUCUGUUGUACCUGUCAUUGGGCUUGCUAAGUUUUGAAUUGCCGUUUCAAGAAUACGAAAGUAUUUUUCACUUGAAUUGCCGAGCAAGGGAAGCUUUGUGUGGUGCAACCAAGCAAUUGGAGCAGCUCGUAAAAAAACAUUUGACGGAAGAAUCUGCAGAUAUUUUAAAAAACAUCAGCGAAUUGAAAACACCUCCUAGAAUCAAAAUAUUCCUGCGGCCCAAAAAAGAGUCGGAACUUGUGCUUUUGGUGCUGAGAAAUUCAAAUUUAGUUCAGGCAUCCUGCGUAAAUUAUGGACAUUCUAUUGAAACGAAGUUAGAGCUUUUGGCACAAAGAGAAUUGCAUUCAAAGAGGCGGCGUACUUUGGAACGAAUGUUAUCUACAUUGCCGAUGAUUUGCACUGUUUUAUGCGACAUUUUAAAUUGUUUAUUUCAAAUAUUUACAAAGCUGCAGGAUGACGACGAAAUCUACAAAUGUGAGGACUCGCUGGGAAAGCUGCUGAGGUUCUUAAAACAUACUUUAAAGUUGAAUGAGAAUUUGGUUAAAUAUUCUGACAAAAGCAACAACGAAUGGUUAAAAGCGGUGCAAUUAUGUGAAAAGUUUCAUGAAGUAAAAAUGCAACAUUAUUCAGAACAACACUUAUGACCGCGCAUUUCCCUGGAAUAUCCGAUGAGCACAGUUUUGCGUAGCUAGCUUUCUGAAAAUCAAAAUCAUUCCAACGAAACUCGAAACUGCCGAAAUUUGACUAGGAAAAUCAACCUAUGCAGAAACCGCCAAGUUCUUUAAUAAUGCACGGAGCUCUCGUCUUUAAUGCAGUCAAAUGAAAUGAUUUACACAUACAUACAUAUGUACAUAUAGCCAUACUUCUGCAACGACAGUUAUUACAGAUAUUCAUAACUCGCCAAGUGCAGAGACAAUAGAGGAGGAGGACAGGAAGUGCUAGACGUUUUAUUAUUACGUGCGGUAUUUUGUCGCAAAGACAAUACUUUCUCGGUGCUGAAAAGCACAACUUCUAUGUGUUAGCUCGAAGGCAAAUGACGACAGCAGCGGAAGCGCUGUAAAGCAAAGUCCUCUGCAGGGAAGUUAAAAUGUGCCCGCCAGUGCAGGAUUAGGUGAGUCAGUCGACUGGAAGAUAAAUGGCAACUUAAAUGUGAACGCAAAGUGCCGACAAAACGGCAAAGUGGCGAUGCCGGCAUAAGAUCAAGGAAGCUGAAGGACGUAUAAACAACUUUCCACACAUACAUACAUAUGUAUGUACAUGCAUAUACACAUACAAGCUUCGAUGUAAAUGACGUGAAGCGUGCCUAAAUAAAAAUGUUAUGAUAUGCCUUGUGGCACACAAAAUCAACAAUGCUGCUCAACGAACGGUACUUGCGCUUUUCGGCAGUCAUACACACCAGCUCCGGCGCGUCGUGGGAGGUAAUAUUUUUGGCAGGGAAUUUAUUUUCUCUCGCGCGACAUUCUACGCGCAUUAGCUGCAAAUUGAUACAUCAACACAGCUGGUGGUGGGACAGUGGCAUUAACAGAGCCAAGAAUGCUAGCGGCAAAUAAGGAAACUCAAAUAAAUAAAACAAAUGCAAUUUCCGCGAUGGCAGGAAGUGGCUUAAGGCGUCGAAUUUGCAUGCGUAUGCGUAUACUCAGUUGACAGUUCAAAGCUCGAUAUUCAGAAGGCAACUAAGUUUGCCUCACAUACAUAUUUAUGUAUGCAUGUAUGUAUGUAUGUAUAUACUUGU
Molecule: messenger RNA, 2932 nt
Organism: Anastrepha obliqua
Lineage: Eukaryota; Metazoa; Arthropoda; Insecta; Diptera; Tephritidae
Product: endoplasmic reticulum membrane-associated RNA degradation protein-like
Exons: 5
Coding region: 33-1844 (603 amino acids)
Source: RefSeq, a predicted model, not a curated record